AUAACAAAAAAUCAGUCAGUUCACAACGGCACAACGGCUAUCGAGCAAUCUUUUACUAUAAUGGCAAAAACACCGUUAUCCACGGAAGGAAAUGGAUCAUCCCUAACUCAACUCUCAAAAAAAGUGGUACCUGGCCCGAUUUCUGCAAGUCACAUAACAAUCGAUGACAAAAAAAAUGGAAAUAAAGGGUGCUGUUCAGUGCAAUAAGUACACCCUGGAUUCCCUUUAAUAACUUUAAUGUAUUGCACUUGUUGAAUAGAUAUUAAUAUAUUUCAGAAAAGCUAAAAUAAUUUAGCGACACAAGCAGUAUGUUUUUAAAAUUACAUCACAAUUUGUAAGAGUUAAUCAAUAUUGUUUGCAACCAAACUUUUAUCAAUAUGAAUAUUCCUUAAAAACAAAUUUAAAAUCUUUUUUAGUUAUGUAAAUAUCAUAUAUUAUGCUAUGUGGUUUAUCUCAAAUAAAUAAUAAACACCUAACUGCUUACA
This is a messenger RNA of Rhagoletis pomonella (apple maggot), 485 nucleotides long. RefSeq lists its product as uncharacterized. The record is from RefSeq and is a predicted model, not a curated record. Lineage: Eukaryota; Metazoa; Arthropoda; Insecta; Diptera; Tephritidae.